CGCUCUCUGUCUUUCUCUGUUUUGUUUUUUUUUUCCUUCCAACCUCCCCGCAGCUCCUCAACGAUUCCCAUUCGGUCCCUCCAGAACGCACCCCGAUGAGAGUUUUUCAGCAGAGCUCCAGAGGAGCUGUUCAUCUGCUCUACACAGAGGCAAGGAAGGAGUGCUGCAAAGGAGAGGAAGACGCGAACGGGCACUGGGCAGCCUGCUUUUGGUCCUUGAUGACAAACUGGUGGCUGCUCCGGUAGAGCCAGGCGUGAGACUGAAAGUUGUGCCUUGGAGUUCACAGACUUGGCUGGAAAGUCAGGAACAACUUGCAGCUGGCCUUCUCCAUGGACGGGAGGGUUUUCUCAGUUCAAUGAAACCACCUGAGGAAUGUGAAAUAUCCUCCUGGAGAGGAAGGAAGCAUGCCAAGCCCAACUAUGAGGGAGUAAGGUGGACUUUUGCUCUUCGGUUUGUUUUGAGAUCUAGAGGUGGGGGGGUGAGGAAGGAAGAGUAUAGGUAUCUAUGAAGGGAGGAGAAGAAGAGACGCAGGACCCAAUGCCAGCCGCCAAGAUGACAGAGACACUUCAACUGCCAUCACUGCAAGUCCCAGAGCCACAGGUGGUACAGCGUGGCCAUGCCUGGUCCAGUUCCUCCACUCCAACCCUGCGCCGAAGGCGUUUCAAGUUGAGGCGCACAAGGAAUGCCGAAGAGCAGAAUCCAGGGACUGUAACCUCCUCCUCUAAGGAGUUCCUUCAGCUUCCCUCCAUUGAAAUUACCCCAUCCAGUGAUGAAGACACACCUUGGUCCAACUGCUCCACACCUAGUGCCUCUCCCCGGCGCAAGCGCUUCCUCCUUCGCAAGUGGUUGAAUGUCAGGGAGAAGAAAGAAUGCAGUGAGAGCAGCAGUCAACACAGCAGUCAUGAUGAUGAUCCUCGACUUCUGAGCCCCCGACUGCGUGAUGACAGGUCUCUCAAACCCAUCACAGAAGUUGGAACGACACAUUUAAGGUGCUGUCUCCGAGAAAGAACCAGGCUGCCAGUGGCUGGAAUGAAGCAUGCUUCCAUGAAUUUUGUAGUGCACACAACAGUUCUGCAGGAAACUUUUCCAUUCUCUAGGCUGGUUUUACACUAA
This is a messenger RNA of Python bivittatus (Burmese python), 1113 nucleotides long. The record is from RefSeq and is a predicted model, not a curated record. NCBI's taxonomy places the organism in Eukaryota, Metazoa, Chordata, Lepidosauria, Squamata, Pythonidae.